CUCAGUGGCAGACAGUUACAGAGUGUGGAUCUUUCAGGACAGGAUGGCGUUUGUCAAGAAAAGUCAUUACCUCCUGGCACUCAUUUUGACUCUGACCCUUGGCCAAGGAUAUUCAGAAUCAGAAUCUCUACUCUAUCCAUAUGGACCGUCGGAGGGUGACCACAAGAAUCCGGUGCAGGACGACGGGACGUCUGGUGAAGUUUCCAUCUCAGUUGGUUUUAAAUUCUUCAGUAAAGAAUACACAACUUUGUUUGUAAAUAAUAACGGAGUGAUUUCCUUUAAAACGGCCGUUUUCCAAUACACUCCAGACGCUUUCCCCCUGACCAAUGGAGAAACAUUUGUGACCCCAUUCUGGGGAGAUGUGGACAACGAACUGCAUGGCGACGUGUAUUACCGGGAGAGCACAGACGACAAUCUGUUAAAAAUGAUAACCAAAGAUAUGGAAAAGCAUCUACCUGAGCAGCAUUUCAUUCCAACCUGGGCCUUUAUAGCCACCUGGGACAAAGUGGCCUACUACGGGUCAGCAUCUGAAAAGUUUAACACAUUCCAAGCUGCUCUCACAACCGAUGGCUUCAGAUACUUUAUCAUCAUGAACUAUGACGACAUCCAGUGGACGACCGGAACAGCUAGUGAUGGGGACCCUGAAACAGGAUUGGGGGGAACGCCAGCUCAGGCUGGAUUCAAUAGUGGUGAUGUAUCACACUACUUCAAUAUCCCUGGGUCCAGAACGGCAGAGGUCUUGAAGAUCAAGUCAACCUCUAAUGUCAACUAUCCUGGUCGAUGGAUUUUUAGAGUCGAUGAUUUUCAAGUUCCUGGUGGAUGUGUGUAUAAAGCAUACUUUGCUAAAGAAGGUGAAGAGUUUUGGAAGGACUCCGGCUGCAGAACCAAGUGUCGGUGUGAAAGUGAUGGGGAUAUCCCUUGUGUGGACGAAGCUUGUCCCCCAACUGCCACUUGUGAACCCUCAGGAUCAUUUUACAAGUGCCAAGAAAAAGAGUAUUCUUGUAAUUAGAAUAUUUAAAAAAUGUAUUUCUAAACUACUAAAAAUUUCAAAGAGACAUUAAUCCUCCUCCCAGACCCACCACUUGUAACCAACCUUCACACAAUCAACACCAAGUAAAGGCCCUUGUGAAAAGCCAUUAACCAUAUUCUUUAAUAAAUGAUGCACCAGAGAUCAUAAGGGUUCUUCGCUAUUGUGUGAAUUGACAGGAAUUAAAAGAGAAUUGAAAGUGAGAUUCAACUUUUAGACUCAUAAUAGCUGAAAUGCCCAAGUCAAUGUUUAAAAUUCAUUUUCAAUUCACUCUCAAUAGACACUGUGGCGGACCGCCUGUCACCCCGACUGGGUGCCUCCACCAAUUGAUGCUUCCUAGUGCUCACCGAGUACUCCAAGCACUCCACCAGACACCAUAACCACCGUAAACAUUGCAGCCAGUGUUACAGCUUGGCUGGGCUCUCGCUGUCCUCCAUCCACCCUGGACCCAAGACGAGGAUCCAGUUUCCAGUGGGUAGACCUCUCCCAAUCCAGAGAGUAAAGCAGGAUAGCUCUUACAAGAGCUAGUGAUUGUAAUCCAAGGGAGUAUAAUGAGUAUAGCAAUCCCCAGAGUGAAUAUAGCUGUUCCCUCCACACAUGAGACGAGGCUCUAUGUUGAGGGUGAAGAGGAACUGGUUUAAUGGGAGCCACAUGCAGCCUUAUAUGCAACUUCUCAUGCAAGGGGUUUCCGGAUACAUAUUCCAGGGCCAUUCCAGGGGCAUUGCCCUCUGGAGAGGAGACUACAGUAAAACAUACAUAUAAUUACAUUGGCUCUCAGGUCCAGGACACUCCCACACAAAACGGGAUAAUCCCUCCCCUGUGCCUGAGAGAUAAUUGAGUCAGGAACUGUACUAAACUCAAUUAUCUCCAGUCACAGAAAACAUACAUUUUAACAUCCCAGAAGUACCCUGAAAACACAUGAACCCCCCAUGCCAUGAUAGCCCCGAUCUGGGGGACCAACAUAUCCAGGAAUAACCCAGAUCGGUUCAGGGGUUCGGGAUUUACAUGGAAGUCAUAAUUUUGACCGACCGUACACACGGUCUCUCUUUCUGGAGUACAAAAGUACAUAAAUCACAUGAACAGAGCCUUUUAAAGUGCAUUGGGCAAGGUAUAUUGCAGGGCCCAAAGUCCUGAGGCAGGAGGCUGGCAAGUAGGCUCCCUUGGAGCCCGGGGCGAGUUUCUGUUCCUCACAGACACAUCUGUAUGAAACUUCUACCAGGUAAUUUCUUCCUAUCGCUUUACUUCAUCUCCCACUUGUCUCUCCACCGUAGCCUCUAUCCCACAGCUUGUAGAAUAUCCCUGGUUGGCACUACCGAGACAUUACCUUGGAUUGAGAGCAAUCAAAACCUAGAACAGUGAUAUCUAAACCCCCAGCCACCUGUUGUGAUGUAACAAGGUUACAUGGGGGACAGGGUCUCGAAGGGAGCCAGAAGUCUCUUUGUAAUUGUGGAGUAGAUAUAUAGGGGGAUGGGGUUACAGAGGGAGACAGAUGUCUCUUUGUAAUUGUAGUUAUAUAGGGGAGUAGUAGUAGUUAUAUAGGGGAAUGAGGUCAUGGAGGGAGUCAGAUGUUUCUUUGUAAUUGUGGAGUAGUUAUAUAGGAGGAUGGGGUCAUGGAGGGAGCCAGAUGUCUCUUUGUAAUUGUGGAGUAGUUAUAUAGGGGGAUGGGGUUACAGAGGGAGACAGAUGUCUCUUUGUAAUUGUAGUUAUAUAGGGGAGUAGUAGUAGUUAUAUAGGGGAAUGAGGUCAUGGAGGGAGCCAGAUGUUUCUUUGUAAUUGUGGAGUAGUUAUAUAGGAGGAUGGGGUCAUGGAGGGAGCCAGAUGUCUCUUUGUAAUUGUGAAGUAGUGGAAAUGAACUUCAUUAAGAAACUUCUUUCACUCUCUGAAAAUCUGUCGAGAUUUAGUACCCAUAGCACAAACUUCUUUAACUGCAAAUUUAUACGAAAUAAAUAAUUGCUGACA
Messenger RNA from Pelobates fuscus (common spadefoot toad), 2986 nucleotides. RefSeq names its product alpha-tectorin-like. The transcript has 8 exons. NCBI's taxonomy places the organism in Eukaryota, Metazoa, Chordata, Amphibia, Anura, Pelobatidae. Gene Ontology annotation, biological process: cell-matrix adhesion. Bases 44 to 1009 code for a protein of 321 amino acids. The record is from RefSeq and is a predicted model, not a curated record.